Molecule: messenger RNA, 1178 nt
Organism: Phaedon cochleariae (mustard beetle)
Lineage: Eukaryota; Metazoa; Arthropoda; Insecta; Coleoptera; Chrysomelidae
Source: the annotation of a GenBank genome assembly
CAAAAUUCGUCUCCUCAAAAGUAGUGUGAAACUAGUGAAAUUCUUAAGGAUUUUCAAAAAUGCCGAAAGUAAAGAAAGGAUAUGUCUACAAGAAAAAAUAUUCAGAGCCUGAAAUCACUAGAGCUCUUGAAGCCAUCAAGAAGGGAAUGUCUAAAAAACAAGCUGCCAAAACAUAUAGAAUUCCACGAGCAACAUUACAAUUCAGAAUGUCGGAGAGAUUCAAGAAAAUUCGUCAUGGACCUGAAACAGUUCUGAGUACAAGCGAAGAGGAACUACUUGUUAAGUGGAUAAAUGACAAUCAACGUAAAGGCUUUCCAAGGCGGAAAGAAGAUAUACAACAAUCGGUCAAAGAAUUUCUCAACAAAAUUUUUGAAGACAAUUUGGGCAGCAUUUCUGAUGAUCAUACGCAAAAUAAUGAUAUUAUUAUCGAAGAAACCAUGAUUACUCCAAACAAUGACACUGACAAGAAUAGCAAUGACUACGAAGAAUUAGCUUCUUCAGAACACAAUCAGAUUCAGCGAGAUCAAGGGCAUGAAGAAGAGAUUGAUAAAGAGAACAUCGAUGUACCAGAAGAGCAAUGUUCGCUUGAGAAAUCCCUCCGGUGGCCAGAAACACCGACACGAAAAGGAAAUAAAACAACUGAGAGGAUGCCAUUCGUUCUAGUAUCAACGGGUUGGAAAAAAAUUUAUACAGAGAAACAAGAAAAAAAAGCGAAAGAAGAACUCGAUAAAGAAUCUAGAAGAUUAGAGAGAUUGAAGAAAAAAAUAUUGACAGAACAUUCCAAAUCGAAAAAGAAAGCACCAAGAACCAAGAAUAAUAAGAACACCAAUACUGGUCCUAGGAAGGAUGAUUCGAUAUUGCACGCUUCAAAAAACACCCAGAUGUAUUUUGAACCAGCUGAAACCCAACAGCCUAUUAUAAUUUCAGAUAUCAAGUUGAAACCUAGUCAGAAAACUGCUGUUAGGAAUAUUUUUCAUGAAAAACAGGAAAAUACAAUUUUUGAUGAUAAUAUAGUUGAGACUGGAUUAUGUUUUCUUUGUACGAUGAACAUUACCAGAGGAAAGAAUGGUGUAAGAUGCUUGAAAUGUUAUGGCCGCCAAUAUCACAAGCUUUGCUUGGAAAAAAGAAAUGUAAAUGUGAAAAAUUUCAUAUGUUCUGUUUGUUCUGGAAAAACAUAA